UUCCUGGUUCCUGGUUCCCGGCCCCGCCCCAGCCUCCGCCUCCUGCCCGGGGCGGUCUGACUGGAGGGCGGGGAGACCGAGGUGAUCCAGGAGGGCUCGGCCGGGCCAGGCUUGGGGUCCCGGGGCGGCCGCUGGAGAGCCGGAGCGGGACGUCGGGAGAUCCACCCUCUGCCUGUUGGACAGCGGCCGCCUCGAGCCCUCCCUUCCCCGGCCAUGGAGGCCGAGCCUCCGCUGUACCGGGUGGCUGGAGCCAUGGGCCCCUCGGGGGAGGAGGCCGGAGCUGGGGGCCCCGACGGGGUGCUCCCGGAAGGCCCCGAGCUGGACGAGUUUGUGGGCGCCUAUCCUGACUACAACGAGGAGGAGGAGGAGCGCAGGUACUACCGCAGGAAGAGACUGGGAGUGAUCAAGAACGUGGUGGCCGCCAGCCUCGGGGCGAUGCUCACCUACAGCGUGUACCUGGGGCUCCUGGAGAUGCAGAUGAUCCUCCACUACGAUGAGACCUACCGAGAGGUGAAAUACGGGAGCAUGGGGCUCCCCGACAUCGACGAGAAGAUGCUGAUGGGCAUCAAUGUGACCCCGGUGGUGGCCCUGCUCUAUACGCCUGUGCUCAUCAGGUUCUUUGGCACCAAGUGGGUGAUGUUCCUGGCUGUGGGCAUCUAUGCCCUCUUUGUCUCCACCAACUACUGGGAGCGGUUCUACACACUGGUGCCCUCUUCCGUCGCCCUGGGUGUGGCCAUUGUGCCCCUCUGGGCCUCCCUAGGGAACUACAUCACCCGGAUGUCGCAGAAAUACUAUGAGUACGUGAAUUACAAGGAGGAGCAUGUGGAGGAGCAGAGGCGGCCCCCAAGGGGGGCCCACACCCCCUAUCUUGUCAUCUUCCAGACCAUCUUCUAUAGCUUCUUCCAUCUCAGUUUCGCCUGCGCCCAAGGGCCCAUGAUCUUCUUCCUCAAUGGGUACCUGUAUGAAAUGAACCAUACCCUCUAUUACGUGCAGAACUGCGGCACUAACAGCCACGGGAUCCUGAUGGGCUUCAACAAGACUGUGCUUCAGUCCCUGCCCCGCAGCCGGAACCUCAUUGUGGUGGAGAGUGUGCUCAUGUCCAUGGCCUUUCUGGCCAUGGUGCUGAUCCUGGCCCUGUGUGGCUCCGCCUACCGGCCCACGGAGGAGAUCGACCUGCGCAGCGUGGGCUGGGGAAACAUCUUCCAGCUUCCCUUCAAGCACAUGCGGGACUACAGACUUCGGCACCUCUUCCUCUACUUCAUCUACACCGGCUUCGAAGUGCUUUUCUUGUGCACCGGCUUCACUCUGGGCUACGGUGUGUGCGCCAUGGGGCUGGAGCGCCUGGCUCCCCUCCUUGUCGCCUAUGGCCUCGGCGGGGCCGUCUCCUCCAGCCUUGGCCUCUUCCAGCUGUGCCUGCCCCGACAGGUGCCCCUGGUGGCCGGACCUACCGUCCACCUGCUGCUCGUCUUUGCCCUCUUUUUCUGGGCCCCCAAGCCCUGCGUCCUCAGCCACAGCUGGGUCUUCUACGGGGUGGCUGUGCUUUGGAGCGUGGGCAGCGCCCUCAGCAAGAUCUCCAUCAGUGCGCUCCUCGGGAUCCUGUAUGAAGACAAGGAGCGCCAGGACUUCGUGUUCACCAUCUAUCACUGGUGGCAGGCCCUCGCCAUCUUCGCCGUCUACCUGGGCUUGAACCUGCCUAUGAAGGCCAAGCUGGCCAUCAUGCUGGUGACCAUCCUGGGGGCUCUGGGCUCCUACCUGUGGAUGGAGAGCAAGCUCAAGCGGCGCCUGGGCUACCGCCUGCCCCGGAUCCCACGGCCCCAGCACAAGGUGUGCGGCUACCGCUACCUGGAGGACGACAACUCGGACGAGAGUGAGCGGGAGUCUGCCCACAGCCCGGCCAGCUCCGACAGCGAGGAGGGGGACGCAGAGCCCCCCGGAGCGGGGGCAGCCGGGCCUGCCAAGAGGCGCUUCCCCUACGAGCAGGCCCUGGAUGGGGAGGAUGGGCCUGGGCAGGAGUAGCCUCGGGGCUCCUGGGGCCUUUCCUAAGCCGGGCCCCCUCUGCCCCCCCCUCGCCCCCUCCCACCUCUGGCACCCGGAGCGGCUCCAGGUGUGCUUUAGUCCUGGGCACCCCGGAAAGGGAGCCCGGCCUUCCCCGGCCUCACUUAGCCCGUCUGGGCAAUGGGAGCUCUCUGCCAGCGCCUCACUUUGGAGAGGGCUCAGGACAAGGAAGAGGAGCUCCUGUCGGGUCAGAGGAGAAACUUCCUGCCUGCCUGAGCCUGGCCCAACCUGGCGACUGCAGCCUUGGCCCAUGGCGCCCACCACCUGCUUCCUCUCCAGAGCCUCUCCGAGCCUCGGGAGCCCCUGCCAGCCCCCCCCCAACGCCCCCGCCGCCCACCUGGGGGGUGGAGAACGUCCCAGGGGAAGCCGAACUUCUUUUCCACCGCGAGGAGCAAACAUUUAUUAGGCGCCUACUGCGGGCAGAGCACCAACCGGGCGGUGGGAGAUGAGGCUGAAAACGGGCCUCUUAUGAAAGCUGACUGGCAAGUGGACGAGGAAGAGGAGGCCACCAACAGCCCGGGUGGUGGUGGGGCGGCCAGAAGGCUGUCUGAACCUAGAAGGGAGGGAGCAUGCGCCUGGAGGAGGUGGCCACCCCGAGACGGGGAUGGGCUCCCCGCCCCCUCCCCCUCCCCUUCCCCCAAGCCCUAGUCUCCAUCCUGAGGCUGAGCCAACAAUGUCUGGUUUCUCUUCCUCUCGGGGCCCCUCAGAUGGUACAGGAAGCUGUUGAGUCCCCCUGAUAGGAAGAGGCUCCCAGAAGGAUGCAUUUACUAAGCCCGCAAUGGGCCAAACAAGCUGGAGCCACGAAGAGAAUCGAGCCCCCCCCCCCCCGCCCCCCCCCAGCUCCCAAAGGCAGAGAUAACUACCUCGGGGAAGCGGAGGCCGCCAGGACCGCCUGGACCACCUUGUCAGAAGCCUGAACCCCGUCAGCCAUCCGCAUGCUUGGGGAGCCCCGAUAGGCAAGAGGGCUGGAAGGAGGCCACCCCAGGGCCGAUUUGUUUGGCUUGACUACUAGAUCACCAGGGACUGAGCAGAGGGCUCCCUUGGGGGAUAGGACGAAGCCGGGGAUCCUAAUUGAAACCAAGGAAGAAGAGCAGGAACAAAGCCUUCAAAUACCUCGAGUAAAACAAGGCCCGAAGAGGGCGCCAGUAUCAGGGCGAUGUUGUGACUUCCUCAGACCUAAAAACUGAAAUGUACAAUUUCGCAUCCAGCCCUCUUCGCUUCUUUGGACAUUCAAAUGAUUGUUUGCCGGCUUUUAUCUGGCUGAUGAUUUGUAAAUUUCAAAAUAAAAAGAAUUCUUUUUAAAAAACACAGAAUGAAACCACCAGGCGGGAGAGACAGUCAGAGGGCGCGAAUGGGCCGAUGAGCCGGAAGAGCUUUAUUGAUGUGCUCAUGAACCGGGACUGGGCAGCUUUGAUGAGUUCCGGAGAAUUGGAAAAGGCACCAGAGGACGGAGAUGGGGCCACGGCUUGGUUUCCUAAAGUUACAGACUGGCAGACGUGUAGAUUAUCCUCUGCAGACCACACAAAAGUAUGGCCUGUCCAGCUCUGGAUGAACCUAAACUGCCUUGUGGUGCCACUAGCUCUGUUUCUAAAUGUAUAGGAACCAUCCUUUUAGUUAUGCCCUUAAGACCUUUGCUAGGCAUCCGCAUCAAACUUCGUGGCCUUUGGCAAUCCAGAUGCUCCUAAUUUUUUUCCCCCAAGUUUUUUAAAAAAGGGAACUUUUCUUUAAAGAUUGGGGUGAUUUUUAUUUUUAUUUUUUUCCAUGGUUCCCUGAUUCAUAUUGUCUCCUUCCCCUCUUCUCUCCCCUUCCUGGAGCUGACAAGCAAUUCCACUGGGCCUUUUCUUAAAGACUUGUUCUUCUCUAGGUCGGUGACUUCUCUCAUUCUCCUCAAUCUUUUUUUUUUUUUGCAAAUUAAUGUUUGAUUAUCAAACUAUGCAUUCUAACUGCUGGUUCCUUGAGGAUUUGGGUGCUUCCAUUGACUCUGGAACCAGGGCUCUAGGCCUACUUUGUUGUCCUAGACCACUUGCCACUCUAUUACCCUGUAACCUCAAUAAAGGACUGUUAGAAAUGAGCUUUCUAAUAAAAUACGUGGCUGUCUCAGGAGAGCAAUGGGAAGGUGCCUUCACUCAUUUGUAGCCAUCUUAACCAAAGUAAUCUCAUCCGAAGUCAGCUAUUGGACCGCAUCAAAUCUUAUCAACUCUGUGCCAUCCUCAUCUGAUUUUUCACUAUUUUUAAAACUUUUAGAAACAUUUUUUGCUAUGCAUGAGACAUUGGUAUAUAUUGUAAAAAAUAAAAUUAAUCUCAAAUAAUAAAAAUAUAUUUUAGAGAUUUAUUAAUGAUUGUUAGAAGUAAAGGAAUAAAAAGGUAACAAAAUAAAAAACCA
Messenger RNA from Monodelphis domestica (gray short-tailed opossum), 4438 nucleotides. RefSeq names its product unc-93B1 regulator of TLR signaling (gene UNC93B1). Gene Ontology annotation, molecular function: Toll-like receptor binding. The record is from RefSeq and is a predicted model, not a curated record. Lineage: Eukaryota; Metazoa; Chordata; Mammalia; Didelphimorphia; Didelphidae. Gene Ontology annotation, cellular component: lysosome; endosome. Gene Ontology annotation, biological process: toll-like receptor 3 signaling pathway; toll-like receptor 9 signaling pathway; toll-like receptor signaling pathway.